GUAAAAGAGGCACAAACGUCAGUCGUGUCAAGCCUUGCCCGCAUCUGCACGAGCCAUAAACAAUUGCCUGAUUUGGAGCGCAACUACUUUUUUUUCGAACGCAUUUGAAUAAAAAAGGCGCGAAAAUAGAAUGUGACAGCCUUGAACUUUUUUAUCUAUAUCGUUUGUGUUUUGUUUCGUAAAUGGUUUAUUUUAUGAUGGAGCGUUUUGUUUUAUAUUCGGUUUUCGUGCUAUUGUACACAAAUGGUUCUACAGCGUGCUUACUAGACAGAAUGGAUUUCGUAAACAAUAGGAGUAUCACUACGGGGAGUUCGUUUUAUGAGGAAUGUUGCUGUGAUGACUCGUCGACUUCGAAGGAGCUAACAUGGCUAGAUCCUUACAAAAGAAUAAUUGCGGGACCAGGUACAGAUUCAAAUUUGUACACCGAAGAGCAGAGUGGCUGCCUGUCCCUUCAUAUUCCUAGUGCAAGCAAGACAAUGUCGGGAGCUUACAAGUGUAUAUCUUCCCACGAGGGAAAACAACAAAUCCAAACUCACUACCUGGAUGUGUAUGAUCCAUUGUACUUUUAUGGCACGGCUAUGGAGCAGUAUUUGGUGUUCAGCAAUAAUUCCUUGAUCACGUGUCAGGCAAACGGAGCCACGCCUCCUUUUAUUCGAUGGUACAGAGGAAAGGAAGGAGAUAAUGAGAUAUUCAACAACACGGAAAAAUAUCAAAUCAUGCCAGAAGGUUUAAUAGUGAAGAAUGUGAGCAAUGAUGAUGAAGGGAUAUACAAAUGUUCAGCAUCUGUUCUGUCCACUGGUGAAGAAGUGGAACUCGAUAUUCAAGCUAAAGUAAUGACGCCACCAGUAAUCACCCAGUUAUAUGGAAGUCCUGAUUCAGUGGUAGCAAACGGGGAAAGUCUGAUGAUCCAGUGCUCUACUGAAGGUCUACCCGAACCUGAAGUAGCGUUGAAAAAGAUACCGGAACCGUCUCCAGGUGAAAACAAGACAGUUCCUUGGGACGUGCAUUCAAAAGGAAUAAUUCGUUUUAAAAGUAUAACACCAGAAGACGCGGGCACUUACGAAUGCACAGCUAAAAACUUCGUCGGAGAGUCUAAACAGCAAAUAACAAUUACAGUACUGAUCAGACCAGAAAUCAUUGGCUUCACGAAUAGAUCCGCUAUAGAGGGUUCAGUAAUACCAAUGUUCUGUAACGUGACAGGGGUACCCCUACCAAGGGUUCUCAUUACUUUCGAAGGCAAAAGUUUGGAUGAAGAAAGAGAAACUGAUUAUGAUGAAAUUGUUGAAAAUUUCUCACUAUUGAAAGUAAACAGAUCGAGUGAAGGCAUAUACAUUUGCAACGCUACUAACGACAUGGAUACGACGACGGAAUUGAUGUACCUGACGGUCUUGCAUCAGCCGUACUUCGGCAAGACUUACGAACCGCUCUGGGCCUGGAACGGUGAAACUGUAAACAUUAGCUGCGCUCACGAUAGCAACCCACCCGCCAAUUUUACUUGGAGCUUCGUACCAGGCAAUUUCUCAACGAUAGAGCGACAGGAGCACGACAAUAUUGUUUUGGAUUAUGAAACCGCAUUGGAGCAUUCGUUACCAUUCUCUGAGCAAUUUGCACCAUUUGGAAGACACGAGUGCAGAGCACGUAACGAAUAUGGCGAGGCUGUUAAAAUUUUUCACAUCAGGAAAGGAGCUGUUCCAUCGGUUGUUGAAAAUGCAACAACAUUAGAAGAAGCAGCGACCUCAGCUACGUUCUACAUUGAAACUCCAACAAACUACGAAGGACCUGACGUCAUAGGUUUCAUAGCGGAGUAUGAUGAGAUAGACAACUAUGAAAUCACCAACAUUCACCCAAAUAGGACUUGGGCUGCAGGAAUCCCAUUCAAGCUGGAGAAACUUAGAUCUAACACCACCUACUACAUUAGGUUCGCUGCAAUAAAUCGCGUUGGUACCGGAGAAUGGAGUGAACAGCUUGCGUUUGAAACUAUGGACAAGUCAGCCCCAGAACCUCCGAUAUGGCAAGUGGAUCCGGUCGAGAUAUCGUCGAACAAGGUGCUCAAGUGGAAAGCUCCGGAGAACAACGGCGAACCGAUAGACUACUACGCUUUACGAUACUGUCCGGUGGAUGAAGAAAUAGUCGAAUCGUUAUGUAUAGAACAUCGAUUGGAAGGAAAAACAGAAUUAUUAGUGAAUGAACUACAGCACAACACUACUUAUCAUUUAGAACUGAUAGCACACAAUGCCGAAGGAAACUCUACUCCUGCCAAUAUAACACUUACGAUACCAGAUGAACUCGCCUACGCAUCGGUCUCAGCAUUAACAGCAGGAGCACUGAUAGGACUAUCCAUAGCCGUAGUGAUAAUAUGUCUCGUACUUCUAGACGUAUUGCUGUACUUCUGGAAAAAACAGGGUAUUAUAGCAAGCUGUUGUUGCAAGAAAAACAAAAAGAAGAAACCAAAUCCCUUAAAUUCACGUGACAAGAAAGGUCUGUUGAAAGACAACGGGGAAUCUGGCACAGACGAUACUUUGAGGAGGUCUAACAAUGGGCACAAAGAGUACGAAUACAAUAAGACCACAGGCAUUAUUACCGGGAAACAUUCCUCUGUUUAGAGUAAAGAAUUUUAAAACGUUUAACGUGAAUCGUACGAUUUUUUUGUCGGGAAAUCUGUUGUCAUUGUUCGGUCUUUUCGUACGCCUGUGACGAUAAACGAGGCGGUCGAUUUUUAUUAUAAUGGCUUUUCUGUUUGUGUUUUAUUUCCUUGUAUGAUUUAUAAUCUAAACGUCAACUUUUAUCACUAUUAUUCCCGUUUAUAUAGAUAAUAACUAUGUAAAAAAUAAACGGAAUAUUCACAGCAUAAAAUCAUUCAAUUUUGUGUAUUGAUGUUGAAUUACGGAUACGUAUUGGUUCAUUUGUCAAAAAUAACAUAAGUAGAUAGUAUAAGUAAGAAUUUAGGUCCUGUUUCAAAAAACUUGAACCCGCUAUGUGUGCGACAAAUUAAAAUAAAGAACUUAACUAUAUGCAUGCACUAUAUGCAUGAACUAUAUAGCUAAGCGCUUCGAUAUUAUUUUUCGCCAAAAAUAAUAUAUUUACCUAACAAUAUAAUAUCUAGUUUAGAAGCUUGCCUAACUUUUGGAUAUCAUAAUUAAUUAUUUUAUUUCAAUAAAAUGAAUAAAUCGUACGGUUCACGUUUAUUUUUUGGUAAGUAAAGUGAUAUUGUGUAUUAAUGGAAUGUCUUAAAAGUUUAUGUUUGUAAUGAUAUUUUAUUGAGUGAACGAUGAAUUUUGAAGUUAAUGUUAGUUACCUACUUACAUAACAUUAAUAAUUUUUUAAAUUAGUUUUUUUUUAUAAUAGACUAUUUAUUGUAUCUGACAUCAAAAAGGAUUACUUACUAAGUUAUGUUUUUCUUAUAAGUCUAGCUAAAUCGCCGAAUAUAAUUAGAUUACGUGUAAAUAGGCACAUAAUAUAUAUAUGUCACUUUAUAAAUAUGUAUAAAAAUUAUAUAAAUAUAUUAAAAUGAAGAUACUUUUAACAAAACCGUACAAACAUUUGGAAGUGCCUUUUUUGAAAAAUAGUGUAGUGCAAAAUUAUGUUAUAUUGUUAAAUUUUUCAAUUCUAAAAUACCUAUACAAUAAAAUGUCUGUUAUUUAUUAAAUGUUGUCAAUAUUUUAAGUCUUACUUUUGUAAAAUAUAAAUAUAAAUAAUAUUUAUACCUGAUAUAGAUUUAAUAAUUUUAACAUUUUAAAUAAAGCGAAUAUAAUAAUUUUAAGCUUAAAAAUUCUUAUUAUACCAAAGAGUAAAUCGUAAAUAAACAUAUUAUAGCAAGA
Spodoptera exigua (beet armyworm) is the source of this 3818-nucleotide messenger RNA. The record is from the annotation of a GenBank genome assembly. Lineage: Eukaryota; Metazoa; Arthropoda; Insecta; Lepidoptera; Noctuidae.